AUGAGCGCUGAAAAGGAACCGGAGUACGGCGGCGGGGACGAUGACGACGACGAGCGCGGGGAGAACGUUCGCGAGCAGGACCGAUUCCUCCCAAUCGCGAACAUCUCGCGGAUAAUGAAAAAAGCCCUACCCGCGAACGCGAAGAUCGCCAAGGACGCGAAGGAGACCGUCCAGGAGUGCGUCUCGGAGUUCAUCUCGUUCAUAACCUCCGAGGCGUCGGAUAAGUGCCAGCGAGAGAAGCGGAAGACGAUCAACGGCGACGACCUCCUGUGGGCGAUGUCCACGCUAGGGUUCGAAGAGUACGUCGAACCGCUGAAGGUGUACCUGCACAAGUACCGAGAGACCGAGGGCGAGAAGGCGGAGAAGUCGAAGGCGGGCGCUAACCCGUCCAACGCCGCGCAAGGGGACUUGCUGUCGUGA
Molecule: messenger RNA, 420 nt
Organism: Micromonas pusilla CCMP1545
Lineage: Eukaryota; Viridiplantae; Chlorophyta; Mamiellophyceae; Mamiellales; Mamiellaceae
Gene: NFYB
Product: histone-like transcription factor
Exons: 1
Coding region: 1-420 (139 amino acids)
Biological process (GO): regulation of transcription by RNA polymerase II
Cellular component (GO): nucleus; CCAAT-binding factor complex
Molecular function (GO): RNA polymerase II cis-regulatory region sequence-specific DNA binding; protein heterodimerization activity; DNA-binding transcription activator activity, RNA polymerase II-specific
Source: RefSeq, a predicted model, not a curated record